GAGGGCGGCAGGGGAGGGCGGCAGGGCCGGGUAGCUCCGCUUGCUCUGGCGGUGGCAGCGGCGGCCCCGACCCGGCAUGUGGCGGCGCCCGGCCGGGCUGUUGCUCGUCUUCGCGGCCUCUACGGCUGCGCUGUGGCUGCUGUCGGUGCGGUUGAGCGCGGGGCAGACGCGCAGGGCKCUGCGGUUCCCGGCGGACCUGGAGGAGCUGCGGGAUCUGGCCGAGGCGUUGCGGGACUACGAGCGGCAGCACCGGGGCGCGGCGCUGGCCCUGUUCUGCGGCGCGUACCUGUACAAGCAGAGCUUCGCCAUCCCCGGCUCCAGCCUCCUGAAUGUCCUGGCUGGAGCGCUCUUYGGGCCGUGGACCGGGCUGGUGCUGUGCUCAGUGCUCACAUCUGUGGGAGCCACCUUCUGCUACCUGCUCUCUGCUGYCUUUGGCAAGCAGCUCGUCAUCCACUUCUUCCCUGAGAAGGUGGCUCUGCUGCAAGGCAAGGUAGAAGAGAACAGGAGCUGCUUAUUUUUCUUCUUGUUGUUCCUGAGGCUGUUCCCCAUGACACCAAACUGGUUUCUGAACCUCUCGGCUCCCAUUUUAAACAUCCCCGUGUCCCAGUUCUUCCUCUCCGUCCUUAUCGGCCUUACACCAUAUAACUUCAUCUGUGUGCAGACUGGGGCCAUUCUGUCCCAAAUCACCUCUCUGGAUGCCAUCUUCUCCUGGGACACGCUGCUCAAGCUGCUGGUCAUGGCUGUGGCAGCACUGAUUCCAGGGACCCUCAUCAAGAGAUACAGCAAGAACCACCUGAAGCUGGAUGGGGACAAGCAAGCUCAGACACUCAAUGGCAAAAAGAGCUUGUGAUGGCUCAGGUGCCCCAGUUUUGGGGUAAGAAGCUGCAGGACUCUGUUCCCAGGGUUUAUAUUCUGCAUGCUGUGUGCCACCAAGGACAGUGGCAGUUUUUAAUCGUCCUUCUCAUUUCAGAGGAGGUGUCAGUUCUUAUUUUUAAUGAAUGUUUACCUGUGCAUGUACCUGCACGGAGAGAUACAGGGGCUUUGUGAGCACUCAGRUAAUUUGCCUGUUUCCUUUAAAUCAGUCUUCUGUAUGCCUGAGGCUGUGGGGAAAAAAAGGAGGAGUAUUGGAAUCCUGUGAGGAAGGCCAACCAGAACCCAGAUGUGGAACACGGGCCAAGCACAGCUCAGGGGGGCAGUAGGCAGGCUCUGCUCCCUCCAGCUCCAGACUGAUUUAGCAUUUUUGGCCUGAAAUGAUGAGCCAUGUGCUCCUGUGCAGCUGUACAUGCACCAAGUUGAGAAAAUAAUGGUGUUUCAAGGUGCAGCUGUAGAAGAUUCUUCUUUGAUUCCCAUGUUAAACCAGCACACUCUGCAGAAAAAUGCUCAGGAUUUGAGGUGCCUGAAUCAGUCAUGUCAAAACACUUGAGACUGCUUCUCUGGUCUGCCAGUGGCUGCCACUCCCCAUGAAGACUAAARGGAAAAAGAAUGGGAAUGGAUGUGCCUGACUGGCAGAGAUUUGUCCUUGAGAAACACCUUGAAACMCACACAUYUGCUCCUGUGUAACUAAGAGGGUUYRAAAUAAAAAGAGRUGGGCUCUGUCCCAGUUGCUGGAGAGCAUAAAAUUAUAGAAUCCCAGAAAGGUUUGGGUUAAAAGGRAUCCUCCAGCCCAUCCAGUUCCACCCCUGCCAUGGGCAGGGACACCUUCCACUGUCCCAGGCUGCUCCAAGMCCCAUCCAGCCUGGCCUUGGACACUUCCARAUAUCCAGGGGCAUCCAGAGCUUCUCUGGGUAACCUGUGCCASGGUCUCUGCACCCUCAUCCCCCAGGGAUGAUACUGUGCUCUUGGGGCUUUGGGAUUUGCUCUCCAUGAGGAGAUCCASUUGGAGGAUAAAGUAAUCUUCCUGGCAUGGGAAGGAAGGGGGGGGGUUGGGGCAGAGGGGACACCCAAGAACAAGGCUUCAUGACAUCAUCCCGAAGUCCAUGAGAACCCCUUCCCAGAUCACCAGACCAGCCUGCAGCAUUGAAGUACACUGGCUUUUUAUUCCAUGCAUUGUUUGCUUUGAUAGUCAUUCUUGUUUCCAUCACUGUACACUGGUCAAUACAAAAAAAAAAAAAGUCAAGUUUGUCUCAGGAAUCCACAGAGCAGGGAGGAGGGGAUGAACACUACUGGACAGGGCCAAGAUGAAAUGGGUACUUAGCACAACAGUGGGGAGGGSAACAUUCAGCUCUGGGAGAAAAUCUAGGCUAGUGUUCAUGAGCUGUCAGCAGCCACGAGAACUGGAUCAGGGUACUYGGGAUGCUGGAAAGGGAACCCACAGUUUACUCGGGCCCUGGAAUGCUGUUUUACUACAAGGAAUAAGCAGGCCCACUUACACCUCUCAGCCCCAGACCUUGCCAGGAGAGGAAGUGUGAGGAACCGCAGUAGAGGUGUCCUACAGCGACGGGGAAGCGUGUCUGUGCAGUCCCAGGGAGGUUUCACUAAGGAAAAUCAUACCUAACCCCCCCCAAAUAGACAGCAACCAUCCCGGGAAUGGGGGGUGCUGAGCCAGCUCUGCCCACAGAGCAAGGACAUGGGCUGUGUGCAGGGGAGCCCGGGGUGACACCUCUGCUGGUGGGACAAGGGGCUGCCCUGGUGGCAUUGCCAGCGGGACACUGUGUGGGGCAGCAGGUGGGAGCAGCGAUGCUGGACUGUAASAGUGCGAUGACCCGGGGCUGGGAGGAGAAUACAGCUAGACGUGGUAGCCUGGAGGGGGCAGCUCUGCCUGCCCAGGCUGCAGAACAGGCCAGCAUGUCCCUGGGCAAGGAUGGGGAGGGUUCAGCACACACCCAGGACAGCDGGCCCAGAAGGGUCCCAAAAUCCCACACACCAAGGCUCUGCAAGCCCAGUGGAGCUUCAUGCCAUGGUGGAGCCUGUGCAGAGAGCACAGGUACCCAAACCCCUCUGGAAUCUAUUUGUCGGGGCUGGAUGGCCACAGGCUGGAGGCCCUGGWGACACUGACAGGCCUGAGCUGGAGGCAGCUCUGUUUUGGGGUUGUUUGUGGGGCUGCYCAAGGAUACCAGAGCUGCCCAUGGGCCUCCCAGAGCCUGCCACAUCUGAGCAGUCUCCCYAGGGRCACCAGGCCUGGCAUCCUCUGCUGGGGACACCKGAUGGCAGCUCUCCACCUCUCUUUWCACCACCGUGUGUUAUGUGCACACAGUUCASUGCUAACUUCCCACACCUCGGCCUCCAGCCUCCUGAGUAACCAUCUGCACCACCAAACCCCUCUCACACCACAGCAGCAAAACAGCAAAGCCAUCUCUGGCCUCACCAGCUCCUCCUGCCACUGGCCAAGAGACAAAGAACAUCAGGGAGGAGAAACGAGGGCUGGGAAGAGAGAGGAAAGGAGCCAGAGAAAAGCUUCACUCCCCAUGGGAUUCUGCCCCCACCCAGAACGGGGUGAGCGGGUCACUCCCUCUCCAGGAGCCUGUUUGGUCCCGCCCGGGCGAUCCAGCACAUGGACCCACUGCCCAGGGCAACUGCCCUCCUUCCURAUGUUCUUCUGCAUGCUCUGGCCAGGGAAUCUUGUAAUGGUUACUCAGUUGUGAUCAGUUCAAAAGCCACUUGCUCCCUGACCACCAUUCCCUCAUUCCCACCACUUCAGCCGUUGCCAACCACCAGCAACGUGAGCGAACCGCAGCUCUGCCCACCAGGAAUCUGACUGCAGCCAUCUAUCCCUCUCUUUCUCUGCCCUGGAGUGACAGCAUCCCUGGAAAGCACAAGAGGCAGCAACUCCUGACAGCCACGGAGCCCAGCUCUGCUCCUACCCCUCCGGYGAGCAGGGAGAAGGUAACGUCACACACAGAGAUUACAAUUGUGCUAGCGGUGAAGCCAACCUUCUGAUCUACAGAAAUGAUAAUAAAUAAUAAAAUAACAUCAUAACUUAAGAUUUGUCUGUAGUCCAGCUACAAAAAUUUAAAAAUAUGGGAUAAUUUAACUCAUACAAUACUGCUCUCUGUAUAAGUAAGACAUUUUCCUUCAGUUUGCCAUGAGGCUAUAAAUUACCACAGUUAAGUUCAAACCAAUAUUUUAACAUAAAAUGUAAACAAACAAAGCAACAGAAGUACCUGUCCAUGGUCCAUUCCUGCCGUUCACCUCUGGCUGGCUGUGCCAGCCAGCACACUGGGAAGGGCAGAGGGAGAGCUCUUGCAGGGGGACAUCAACUAAGGAARGGGGGAGGAACGUGCUUUAUCAUUUUGUUCUCUUUCAAUAUUGUUUUAGAAGAGUAGUGUUUAAAGGGAAGGCACUAUGAGUUCUAUCAGAAAACAAAUUUUUCUCAUCUGCCAAUGCCUCGGCCUGUCAUAUACCAGUACUAUCCUCACUUGCACCUGCAGAGUUUCAGCUUGGAGGAGAAACAGAGGCCUCGGGGCACAGCUGAGACAUGGCCAUGCCAUGGCCACAUCAAGAUUCCCUGCACAAGGCCUGCCGUGAAGGGCAGGCAGCUGCUAAUGCUUCCAAGAAUGUACAGCAAAUGAGGAGACAGAGCAGGGCUGAUGCUCUUAGCCAGGCCAGUGAUUCCCAGUCUUCCCCCUCAACACACAGCUCUCUGCUGGUUCUUGGUGCUGCUGUAGGUGAGAGACUGCUUCUCCCAGUCCAGUCCAGGCGUCUCCAGUGUCCUCCCCAGMAAUGCUCGGGCUCUGCGGAAUGUGCUUUCCACGCUUUGCAAGUCCAUGCUUGGCCAACACUGAGUUGAUUGAUUUGACUGACUGAAACAGACAGGAGGUAAGAGGAGGAAGUAAACUGGGAAAUGGCACACUGCAUCUGAGAGAGGUUUCCCUGCUCAGCUGGAGGUUGACACUGCCAGAGUGAAGCAAGGACGGUGGUAAGAAGUGCUCUGAUACCAAUUCUCGAGAGGACGAGGUUAGAA
This is a messenger RNA of Malurus melanocephalus (red-backed fairy wren), 4900 nucleotides long. It is a transcript of the gene TMEM41A, whose product is annotated as transmembrane protein 41A. The transcript has 5 exons. NCBI's taxonomy places the organism in Eukaryota, Metazoa, Chordata, Aves, Passeriformes, Maluridae. The coding region runs from base 77 to 850 and encodes 257 amino acids. The record is from RefSeq and is a predicted model, not a curated record.